Alosa sapidissima (American shad) is the source of this 2401-nucleotide messenger RNA. It is a transcript of the gene fsta, whose product is annotated as follistatin a. Bases 84 to 1133 code for a protein of 349 amino acids. Gene Ontology annotation, biological process: cell differentiation; negative regulation of activin receptor signaling pathway; regulation of BMP signaling pathway. Lineage: Eukaryota; Metazoa; Chordata; Actinopteri; Clupeiformes; Clupeidae. The transcript is spliced from 6 exons. Gene Ontology annotation, molecular function: activin binding; protein binding. The record is from RefSeq and is a predicted model, not a curated record.
UUCAUUCAGCACCGACACCCGUCUAAGUACAUUACUUUUUGCGCUGCUUGUUUCAGCAGACUUUAUAUCACUUUGCCUUCACCAUGUUAAGGAUGCUAAGGAGACACCAGAUCCACCCGGGUAUGAUUUUAAUACUGGUCUGGCUUUGUCAUUUCAUUGAGGACCAGAAAGUGCAAGCUGGCAACUGCUGGCUGCAGCAAGGGAAAAACGGAAGGUGCCAGGUUCUCUACAUGCCUGGGAUGAACAGAGAGGAAUGUUGUAGGAGUGGUAGGCUCGGAACGUCCUGGACAGAGGAGGAUGUUCCCAACAGCACGCUGUUCAGGUGGAUGAUCUUUAACGGCGGGGCUCCCAACUGCGUACCUUGCAAAGAGACGUGUGACAACGUGGACUGUGGCCCGGGCAAGAGAUGCAAGAUGAAUCGCAGGAGCAAGCCACGCUGCGUCUGUGCCCCGGAUUGCUCCAACGUCACCUGGAAAGGGCCCGUGUGUGGCUCAGACGGAAAAACCUACCGCGACGAGUGCGCCCUGUUGAAAUCCAAGUGUAAAGGCCACCCGGACCUGGAGGUCCAGUACCAGGGCAAAUGCAAGAAGACAUGCCGUGACGUGCUUUGCCCAGGCAGCUCCACCUGCGUGGUUGACCAGACCAACAACGCCUACUGCGUGACCUGCAACCGCAUUUGCCCCGAGGUCACCAGCCCGGACCAGUACCUGUGUGGCAACGAUGGCAUCGUCUACGCCAGUGCCUGCCACCUGCGAAGGGCCACCUGCCUGCUCGGCCGCUCCAUCGGUGUGGCCUACGAGGGCAAGUGCAUCAAGGCAAAGUCGUGCGAUGACAUCCAGUGCAGCGCGGGGAAGAAGUGUCUGUGGGAUGCCCGCAUGGGCCGAGGCCGCUGCGCCCUCUGCGAAGACGCGUGCCCGGACAGUCGCUCCGAGGAGGCUGUGUGUGCCAGCGACAACACAACCUACCCCAGCGAAUGCGCCAUGAAGCAGGCAGCUUGCACACAGGGCGUCCUCCUGGAGGUUAAGCAUUCGGGAUCUUGCAAUUCCAUCACAGAAGACCAGGAAGAGGAGGAGGAUGAGGACGACCAGGACUACAUGGCUUAUAUUCAUUUAUCCCCACUCCUGGAUGGAUAAAACACACUAAUAGAAAAUCAAUCACUCACACACUCCCCAUACAACCCUUAUCACCACCGGCGGAACUCUCCAUCGUGGGGCGAGGAAAAUCUGUUUAUACUGUACAUAUGUGUAUGCUUAUUUAUUUUUGAAAAGAAAAAGGAAGUAUACAUAUAGUCCAGUCUGCUAGAUGUUUUAUUUAUGCAGUGUUUUAUUUCCCUUUGUUGGAUUUAUAAUUUAUACAUUUACAGUGUCUGGCUUACUAUCAAUCAUGUUUUAUUUUGAGGUUUGUGAGAGGGUGUGAAUGCUGUGUGUGUGUGUGCGUGUGUGUGCGUGCGUGCGUGCGUGCGUGCGUGCGUGCGUGCGUGUGUGUGCGUGUGCGUGUGUGUGUGUGUGCACAUGUGGAUGUGCAUUGUUUUGUGGUUUUUUUUCUUUUUCUUCCUUUUGUAUUAUGAAGAAAUAUAUUUGUCCAAAGAGAAGCAAUGUUAUUUAUUGUGAGGUACCAAGGUUACCAUGUAAAGUAUACAUCAUCUGCAAGCUGUAAAUUGCUAUCCCCACGCUGUACAAAUCUGCUUAUGGCUGUCCAUUCUGUCACAGAUGUUUAUAUUUCACACACACAUACACACACACACACAAACACACACUCUCGCUCUCUCAUACACAUACAGACACACACAAGAAAAAUGCAUGUUAGCCUGUGUGUUUAUUUAUUGGGAAUCUGUCACUCUUUAAAUGUACAUAAAUGUUACUGGUUUUGUUUACAGUUCAUAAUAGCUGACCAAAGGGACUAUCUCAAUGGUUCUGCAAAGUGGCUCGAUAUGGUGCAGCACGCCAAUAUAUAUUUCUUCUGAAAGUAAGCCCUUAAUAAAAUUAAGUAGAUGUCAAACACCAGAUAUCUUGCAACUGCAGUAUUGUCUAUUCAGUGAAAUGUUAGGAAAAAAGAGAAUAGUUUUCAAUCAUACUUGAUUAUCAGAUAUGUGCCAUUUACUUGUAUAUACUAUUUUGUUUUUGCCAAUGUUCUGCUCCAUAUGGCUCUGGUGGAGCACAUAGGAACAAUGAUGCGUAGCGUUGGGUGUCGGUAUAUCAGACCUAUCACUUUUCUUUGUGUGCAUUGUUUUGAAGAUGCAUUUUUUAUUUUUCAGACAUCACAAGCUAAAUACAGAAAUUCAGUUAUAAAUAUAUAGUUUUGUAUUUUUUUAUGUAAAUGUCAUAUGUAUAUACAAAGUUUGAUGGUAUUUGUACAGAUAUGAAGAGUGAAAACAAUAAUAAAAAGAAAAUUCAUGAAACUA